This is a messenger RNA of Malassezia globosa CBS 7966, 2478 nucleotides long. RefSeq lists its product as uncharacterized. Gene Ontology annotation, molecular function: protein binding; nucleosome binding. The record is from RefSeq and is a predicted model, not a curated record. Gene Ontology annotation, biological process: DNA-templated transcription; chromatin remodeling; regulation of DNA-templated transcription. The transcript has a single exon. Bases 1 to 2478 code for a protein of 825 amino acids. NCBI's taxonomy places the organism in Eukaryota, Fungi, Basidiomycota, Malasseziomycetes, Malasseziales, Malasseziaceae. Gene Ontology annotation, cellular component: nucleus; chromatin; HIR complex.
AUGGUGCAGAUCACUGUGCCUGACUGGGUCGUGCAUCGAGCGGACGAGCGGUCAAAACGCACGACCAUUUACAGCCUGAGUGUACACCCAGAUGGCACGCGCCUAGCGACAGGCGGGCUCGACACGAAGAUCCAAAUAUGGGCCACGGCGCCGAUCCAGGACGAAGACGUGCAGGCCCCACGCUUACUAUGUACUCUGGCCCGGCACACAGGCGCAGUCCUCGCUGUGCGCUGGUCUCAUAACGGGAGGUAUCUGGCCUCAGGCUCAGACGAUACCGUUGCUCUUAUCUGGGAACUUGUUGAGACGAACACAGCCGAUGCGGGCACCGGAACAUCAACUGCCAUGAGCACUGGUUUCGGUUCUGAGGCCAACGUCGAAUAUUGGCGCCCGUGCCGCCGACUCCCGGGACACACCUCCGACGUCACCGAUGUUGCAUGGAGCGAGACAGAUGCAUAUCUUGCAACCGUCGGACUUGACUCCCUCGUCAUGAUCUGGUCCGCCAAUGACUCCUUCGACAGGAUCCGCACCAUUCGAGGACACCAUGGGUUUGUGAAGGGUGUUGCCUUUGAUCCAAUUGAUCAGUUUCUUGCCACAAGCAGUGACGAUCGCACUGUCAAGAUUUGGCGCACUAGCGACUGGGGCUUGGAAGCCUCUGUAACAGAGCCGUUCAAAGGCAGCCCCAGCAGUACUUUCUUUCACCGUCUCUCAUGGUCGCCUGACGGUUCGCAUCUACUCACUGCCAAUGCUAUGAAUGGACCCGUCUUUGUCUCUAGCGUCAUCGAUCGGUAUACAUGGGCCAGUGACAUUGCCCUGGUGGGCCAUGAAAAUGCCGUCUCCGUCGCGGCAUGCAGUCCUCAAUGGUUUCAAGGCACUCCGUCUCCGGACGCGCCCCCCGUCACAGUUGUCGCUCUCGGCGCUCAGGACCAAAGCUUAUCUGUAUGGAUGACGGGCAUGCCGCGACCUUUGCUCGUCGCUCGCGAUCUUUUCGAACGGCAUGUCAUGGACCUCCAGUGGUCUGCUGACGGAUACACAUUGUACGCAUGUUCGUCCGAUGGCUCCGUCGCUGCUCUCGCUUUUACAGCAGAAGACCUGGCACCACUUGUCCCUGACCAUGUACUCACCAAAGCACGCACCAAGUAUGGCUUCAUGCCGUCCGCCCGCACAACUACCAAGCGUUCACCUCUUCCACUCGCCCCUGCACCUGUUCUUUCUACACUCCGUCCACCACCUCCGCCGCCCCUCGUCACCAAGAUCAGUCGAGAUCCAUCGGAACGUCUCGUGCAAAAAAUCACACGCGCCAAAAAUGGUAAGCGGCGCAUUUGCCCCACACCUGUCGGCUCUAAUCCAGACUAUGCGCUCGCUCAACAGACUGCUCCGACCGUGCACGGGACAACGAAUAAUUCACUCGUGUCUUGGCCAAAACCGCCGUCGAACACUCAUGCAUUAGGACCCAAAGGUACUUCCCGGCCAAACAGUCUGCUGUCUCCUCACACGCUGGACGUGUCGAUAAGCCAUACAGAUUGGGCUCCGAGGGACGUGCACGUGUUGUCACAUCUUCGAGUAGCUGCAUGCCACGGCGUCGUGGAAGUCCGCAAUGAAGCAGACGGCGCAGAGGUGACCUGGCUCGCUGAAGAGCGGGUACAAUGGCGCGACUGCCUCUACAGCCCUGUCCUGAGCACAGCUGUGAGUGAGCGUCUGAUUGUCUUUUCUCUUGUGGAUGGCUCUUUUCUCUGGUAUACGUGCGCCGGACGCAGAAUUGCUACACUAAUGACACCGGAGCCAUGCACUCAGCUUGCUACUCAAGGCGCGUAUGUCGCUGCCAUAACUCGUGAUGGGUAUAUAUGCCGAUGGAAUGCUGUAACUGGUGCGGCUCAUGGCCAGCUGGUCCGCCUUCCGCGCGACGACGUAUCGUCAUUCUUUGUGCACACGAAUGGUGUACCGGUGGCUGUGGUCCGUGGUCGCCAAGUUGCUUUGGCUUGGGAUGAGCGAAAAAAGACAUUUGUUUGCGUUGCACAAGGCUCUCUCGCACGCCUCAGUGCAGCGUGGCACGUGAGUGUCCACGAUAGCCAUACGAUGGUGCAAGGGCCCGUUGUGCGCGUCGAGCGUAUGCUCAACGACGUGCUCACGACGCCGGGUGAAUCCCUCGCAUCUCCUGAUACCGCGUCAUCAGCCACGCUUCGACACCUUGAAAUGCGCUUACAAGCCGCAGAGCUGCUCGAUAGCCCAACCGAAUACCGCAAUGCCCUGCUGGCUCUAGGCCGUCACCUCGCUGAAGAAGGCCUUUGGAAUCAAGCAGACGAUUUACUGCGCAUGUUCUUGGGCCCCAUAUACUAUCGACCUAACGAACCUGCCUGGGACUCGACGGUGCUCGGAAUGUCGAAACGACAGCUUCUUUCUAGCUUGCUUGUGACCAUGGAGCAUGGCAAGCUUGACAGUCUUGUUCAGGGUGUGUCGGAGGUACUUCAUGCACUGGAGUAA